Pungitius pungitius (ninespine stickleback) is the source of this 4257-nucleotide messenger RNA. RefSeq names its product T cell activation RhoGTPase activating protein b (gene tagapb). The coding region runs from base 184 to 2730 and encodes 848 amino acids. Gene Ontology annotation, biological process: signal transduction; regulation of Rho protein signal transduction. Lineage: Eukaryota; Metazoa; Chordata; Actinopteri; Perciformes; Gasterosteidae. The record is from RefSeq and is a predicted model, not a curated record. Gene Ontology annotation, molecular function: GTPase activator activity. The transcript is spliced from 14 exons.
GUCCAGGUCGGGAACAACAGCCCCCCCUCUCACGUAUUCCGUGUGCCAGCCAAGCCUCCUUUGUUGUGAACACUCAUUAGCGGCAGGACAAGGGGCCCUCAAACUGCCUCCGCCUCUGCUCGAGGACACACACGGAACCACGGGGACAGGCGGCCGGUCGGGGGCUCGCUCAGAGACGCCCAAAUGGACUCCCCGGGUUGUGAAGUUGCAGCAAUGAGGAGAGGAAGCUACGGUGAUUGUGCGGCGUCUCUACGUCCCCACCUCAGACACUUGGCUCAGAGACGACGCUCGGCCCCGUCAUUGGUCUUCGGGAAGGCGUUGGGGAUGCCGUGGUCUCCUAUCAGAGAGGAGGCUUCCUGUUGGGUCUCAGUGGAGCAGAGUCCAUUCGUCCUCGGCCUCACGAGUGAAAACGGAGAGCUGCUGCUGGAUGAGGACGUUCAGGUCACCGAGGGCUCGAAGAUCAAGGAGAGACACCUGUUCCUCUUCAGCGAUGUCCUCGUCUUCUCUAAAUCCAAGUCGACCAGCAGCUACCGCCUGAAGCACAGGGUGAGCCUUGAGGACGUCUGGCUUUACGGGUUCGAAGAUGAAGCGGUGGAAGAGGAGGGAACAACGGGGGACAUCGACCUCGGGGUGACCCUCGUCUUGGCCUGGGAUCUCACUGUUUCUCUGGUGUGUUUUGGCUCGCCUGAGGUGAAAGAACGCUGGUUAGAUAUUCUUCACCGAAAAAUUAAAGAGGCGAAAGCAAAGGCCGGCUGUACUUCUUCCCAACCAGACGUCCUCAUGAAGGUUUUGAGUGGCAGCAUCACGACUAAAACUCUAACAGGAGGUGGGAUGGAACAAUUCAUUGAGUUUCCACUUGAUGGCGAUGCAAAGAUCUGCCCGGCGUCAAAGCAGAUGAAGAACCAGGAGGACAAGCAUGCCAUUGAAACCAAGUGGAACCUGGUGAGGAGGCUCAGGAAGGGCUCGAGUUUCAUCAACAAAGCGAGCCGAUCAGAUACCGAUACCAAGACUCAGCUGUUUGGACGGCCCCUCUGUAACAUAUGCACAGAUGAGCAUUCACUUCCCAAACCAGUCAUGGAGGUGAUGGUGCUUCUGAGGAAGAGAGGCCCGUCCACAGAGGGAGUGUUUCGGAAACCUUGCAACAACAGGAACAUGCGGGACAUCCGAGAGCAGCUGAACGGCGGCCUGGAGGUGGACUUGGGGGGCCAGCCGGUGGUUCUGCUCGUCGGGCUGCUCAAAAGUUUUCUGAAGGAACUUCCCAGCAGCCUGCUGGUGUCUGACCUUUAUGACAAGUGGAUGGCAGCUCUGGACAAAGAAGACAUCCAGCAGAGAGCUCUGGGAAUGAAAAAGGUGGCAGACGACCUCCCGCCAGCCAACAAGCUCCUCCUGCAGCAUCUAGUCUGCGUCCUCCAUCACAUCCUCCAAAACGCUGAGACCAACAAGAUGGAUGCCUACAACCUGGCGGUGUGUAUCGCCCCCACACUGCUGCAGCUGGAAUGCACCCUGCUGGACGAGCAGAAGGAAAAGAUGAAGAAGGUCACAGAGCUGACACAGUUCCUGAUCGAGCAUUGUGAGAUACUUGGAGAGAAUAUCCCAAAUCUGCUGGAUACUGAUGAAGCAGACUCACUGUCCUCCCAGCAUCACGACUCUGCCUACGACAGCACCGACCCGGAUGGAGACGGAGAGGCAGCGGAGAGUACCGGCUCCACACACGGAGAGGGUGGAUCGUACUCCUCUCUCAGCCCCAGUUUCACCGCCUCGUAUUGGCCGAACCGUCGCUGCUCUGAGCCCAUCAUCCUCCUCUCUGCGGACCUGGAGAGCCUGUGCAGCCACUCCAGGAGCCACGACGACUGCUCGCUGGAGAGGAGAGACUUCGAGGAGCAGCCUCUGAAGAAGCAGAUCUCAGACGACUCCUUCUUGCUCAAAGGACGAGACGGAGCAAGAAAAGACUUGUCUUUUCCAAAACUGGGCAGCAACUCCAACAUGGAUCCUCUGCCCUACAUGGCGGGCAACCUCUCGUGCUCUUCCCUCGAGAGUGCCGCCUCUAACCAGUCCGAAGGCUCUGUUUUCACAAGCUCCCCCGUGGGGUCGCCGGCCUGCCCCAGGAAACCUUCGGUGGCUGCAAAGCCUCAGCAGGACACGGGCGGGCCAAAUUCAGAGGAGAAGAAGCGCUCGCAGUCCAUGAGAGUCGCCACUAGAGUCCUGAUGAGGACGAGGAGCCUGGGGACCUUCAGCAGGAACAGCGGGAAGAGAGACUCUCAGAAGGAGAACUCCUUCCCCUGUGAAACCCUCCAGGAGGACUCUCAGAGCGAAGCCGAUCCACCAGCAGAGUCCUUGCACAGACCCCGCCCCCUGUCGGCCAUUGAGGUGUUCAAGCAGGCGGACAGCAGGCUGCCCUGCAGGCCUCCGUCGUACGAGCAGGCGGUGCAGAGCACGGGCCCGCCGCCGCAGUACGGAACCAUGACGGUGCACGACGCCGUGCAGCUGGGGCGGAGGACCCGUCCGGCCUCUUUGAACUACGACUUCCCACCGACGUGUCCAGUCAACCAGUACGCGGACUGUUUCGCCGAAGCAGCGCGGGCCAAAGCCAACGUGGUUGAGCAGCGGCAGGCCUUCCGCCAGAGAGCCAUGUCGGAGUCGGUGUGCGGGCGGCCUCACGAGGGCGUGUCGCGCAGAUGCAGCCAGCCCGUGUUCGAGGAUCUGUCUUACGCCAAGGAGUCUUACGUCUGAUCCGCUUUGAAACUUUUUCCCAGAUCAGAUUUUGAAAUACACAAACAGUUGUUUUCAGUUAAAUGUCGUGGGCAAAGCCUGAUUACCAGUUCUUUUGUUUUCCUUCAUUCAGAGACACAGCAUUCAUAUGUUUUCUUUGAACUGUUGGGCUCCAUAAUUGCUCCUUCCCCUUUGAAGCUGUGUUUUUAAAGCUGUGCCCACGGAGCAGAAACACUUGUAUACGUACUUAUACUGUCCACUCUGUAAAUCCGUCACUGUUUCACUUUGAAUGUAUGUCAGCUAUGUGCCGCCUCUGCGGUUGCAUUUUUUUCAGUAGUACUGUUUAGAGUACAGCAUUUAAAAUAUAUAGUCAACGUGAGAGAUAUCUACCACAAUGAAGCUAUGAAAAAGCUAUACAAUAUGCUAUGAGUUUGAUGUGUUACUGCUUUUUGUACAUCCUGCAUGUGUUUUUUCUUCCACUACAUGAAAGCACUUUUCUUGUGAUCGACUAUGCUUUGUACAUAAUAUCAGAUAAAGAUAGAUAGAUGUGUAAUCUUUGUCCAAAUCUUUGUGCUCUUCAAGAGUCCUGCCGUUCCUCAAUAAUGUCAAUUGGGGGUAAAAUGGAAUGAAAAUAAAAAUAAAAUAAAUAACAAAGUAAAAUAAUUUGCUUUCACUGUUACUUUUAAAAAAGCUUGCAUGUUGUGUUCCUGAAAAGCUGAAGGCUGAAAUAAUGAGAAAAUGGAGGAGGGUGACUCGUUGGGCCCAACUGCUCUUUUGAUGUGUUGUGAAACAGAAGCUCUAACGCUCAUUGAGAGAACAGCAUGUUCUUGCACAUAUGUAACUGGAGGAAACUAGUCGUGGUCACAUGGGUGGAUUGGGUUUUUCUCUGAAUUGCUGUUCUACGCACACUUAUCUCUCCCUUCCUGUCUUUGGUGUUUUACCACACUGUGCCCUUCCUCGACAAGUCAAGUUCAUACAAAAAUUGCAGUAAGAUUGCAAAUGUAAAUCUUUCAUAUUGGAAUUUAGGAUAAAGAAAAUAAUCUCUGAUAAUGCUACUUCUUCCGUGUCAGUUUAAAAUGUAAGUUUUAGUGGACCAACUGCAGGAACAACUACAUUUGUGCAGAAUAAUGGUUUUUUUUAACUUCCAUCCAAAAGGAUUUUGUAAAAGUAACUUUAAUUUGCAUAGCCACAAAUGUGCUUUAGAGGGCUUUACAACUCAAAAACAAAAAGCUUGUUAGGCUCCAAAAUGUAUAUUAAUGUAUACUCAAGUUAGACAAAAAACAACAAAUCAACUAAUGGACAGUUGUAACAUUAGCUACACUUUAAUCACUUGUAUUUUUCCAUAUUAUAUGGACUGUCCAUAUUGUAAUGGUAACUGUGUAAAAAAAAGUGUGUUGUUUCUUUUGUAAAACUGUUAUACUAAAACCAUGUUAGUUUCCAUAAAUAUUAUAGAAAAGGUUGCAUCUGCAUUGCAUCGUAGUUAUUUAGGGAAAGUGCAUCGGAUUGUAUUGGAUUUUGCCCGUCCAUCACAUUUUAAAAUAAAUACUU